Messenger RNA from Paramecium sonneborni, 474 nucleotides. The record is from the annotation of a GenBank genome assembly. NCBI's taxonomy places the organism in Eukaryota, Ciliophora, Oligohymenophorea, Peniculida, Parameciidae.
AUGGAUAAUGGAUAAAUAAUUAACUUUUAAGAUUUCAAAGAGAUUGAAUGUGAUUAAAAGUAUAUCACUUUUACCUUUAGCAAAAAGAAUAAAAAGCUCAAGAAUUACGAAAAAGCAUCAGAUAAAUUCAAAUCUUCCAUUUAGCAAGGCUUUUUCUAUAUUAAUAACAAUUUUGAUUUUUUCAAUCUUAAUAAAUCGUAAGAUGGCGUACUCAUUGAUGAAUAAAAUAAUAAAAUUGAAGUCAUUGAUGAAGAUAUUAUUGGCACCUAACUAGUGAUUUAAAAAGAUAAAAGUCCCAUAUUAAAUGAUAGAAAAAGACACUUAAUCAAUAUAGACCCACAUUCUUACAAAAUAGAUGCUAAAUUUGAAGAGAAGAUUCAAGAAAAUAAUAGUGUCUUGAAUAAAAUUUGUCAAUUAAUUAAAGAAAAAAAGAAUAAGAAUAAGAAAAAAAUUAUGCAAAAAAAAAAAUAGUGA